AUGGGUGGCUCGUGGAAACCGUACCUCUAUGGUCUCGCACCAUGCACCGGUGGGGUUGCAUUUGGAUAUGAUACGGGAUCGAUGAGUGGAAUUCUGGCCAUGCCACAAUUUCUCUCCUAUAUGAACAACCCAGGCGACUUUCUGCAAGGGGGAAUCACAGCAUCCAUUCAGGCUGGUUCAUUUGCUGGCUCGCUUUUGACUGGUGCAUUCCUGGCAGAUCGUCUAGGUCGCCGCAAGACUAUUCUGCUGGGCUCUUUGAUCUUCACAAUUGGCGUGGCGAUCUCGACUGCGGCUAAUAAUGUUACUGCACUUGUUGCUGGCCGAGUAAUUAAUGGAUUGGGAAAUGGCUGUUUGGCAAUGAUGGUACCGUUAUACCAAAGUGAAAUUUCUCCUCCGCAAAUUCGGGGACGAAUUGUAUCGCUGCAGCAAUGUUGUAUAAAUUUUGGCAUCUUGAUUGCUUUUUGGAUUCAAUAUGGAACCAGCUUUUUGGCCGGUGAAGCUUCAUGGCGCCUAGCAUUGGGUCUCCAGAUGAUCCCUACAGCAUCUUUGCAUUUGACAAUGUACUUCCUACCAGAGUCACCUCGCUGGCUUGCUCAGCGAGACGACCACGAGGGUGCAUUACGAGCGCUGGCUCGAAUGCACUCUGAUGGCGACAUAAAUAAUGCGUUCGUUCAGGCUGAACUGCUGGAAAUCGAAUCCAAGAUUCAGUGGGAAAAGCAGCACCCACCUCCAACUUAUCUUGAGAUGCUUUUUGGUCGGGAUCGUCGAAGAACGUGGCUUGGCAUUGGAGUGCAAUUUUGGCAACAAGUGACUGGUGUCAAUGUAAUCAUGUAUUAUGCUGUGUUUCUUUUCCAACAGGCAGGAAUUACUGGGACGAAAGGCUCACUCCUGGCCAAUGGUAUCCAGGGUGUUGUUUUGAACGUUUUCACUUGGCCAAAUAUGUACUGGAUGGACACAUGGGGUCGGCGAACUCCUAUGGUCAUCGGCGGGAUCGGCAUGGGUAUUUCAAUGAUGCUUAUAGGCACGAUUAUGAAAACUCAAGGAGAUCCCAUUUACAAUAGCGUUACGCAAAAGACCAAUUUUUCAUUUAGUAGCCAAUCGGCCUCUAAUGCCACCAUCGCAUUUAUUUAUGUCUAUGUGAUGACCUUUGCGUUGACAUGGGCUUGCGUGGCCUGGGUCUAUCCCCCAGAGCUGUUUACCACAGGAUCUCGUGGCCGUGGAACUUCCAUGACCUCCGCGACUAACUGGUUUGUAAACUUUUGGUUUGCUCUUUAUAUUCCCACGGCUAUGAAUAAAAUCUCUUGGAAACUUUACAUGGUAUUUAUGACACUCUGUUAUACCAUGGCUAUCGUGGUAUACCUUUUUUACCCAGAAACAGCUCAGAAAACAUUGGAAGAAGUCGACUUUCUUUUUUCAAAAGACCGCACGAUUUGGGUCUUCCAAGAUCGCGAGGCACGCAAAGUGGGAGCAAUCUUCGAGCGCGACCUUGCUCAUGGAGAAGCGCUUACAGAAUUCGAUGGCAAAGGCACCAUUGCUGCUCAUAUCGACAACGUCGGGCUUCAAGCAUAG
Molecule: messenger RNA, 1569 nt
Organism: Penicillium macrosclerotiorum
Lineage: Eukaryota; Fungi; Ascomycota; Eurotiomycetes; Eurotiales; Aspergillaceae
Product: sugar porter family MFS transporter
Exons: 12
Coding region: 1-1569 (522 amino acids)
Biological process (GO): transmembrane transport; carbohydrate transport
Cellular component (GO): membrane
Molecular function (GO): carbohydrate:proton symporter activity
Source: RefSeq, a predicted model, not a curated record